Molecule: messenger RNA, 513 nt
Organism: Meloidogyne enterolobii
Lineage: Eukaryota; Metazoa; Nematoda; Chromadorea; Rhabditida; Meloidogynidae
Source: the annotation of a GenBank genome assembly
AUGACGGAGUUUCUCAUUGGAUUUCGACAUAAUUCUUACAAAUCUAUGGAUAAAGAAUCUGAUGUUAUUAAAGGAGAAGCCUUACAUGAGCUUGCUUCGGAAUAUAUAAACUAUCUAAAAUCCUUGUACGAAAACGCAGCGAACGAUAUAAACGACGUACUUGAUAUUGGAAUAGAACGUUGGAUAAAUCAUCUGACAGACUUGAGUUUUGCAGGAUUUGAAGAGGCUGUUGCAAAGCCACGAACAAAAGAAAUUGAGGAAAUUGAAGAAUUUGUUAAGCACGAUUAUAAGGGAUUAGAUAAGGAAUUUAAGCAAUCCAAAGCGAUUGGGGAUGAAAUAUCAAAGAAAAUAAACAAUGACGAAUUCAAUAGGGCUUUUUCUCAAUUGUGGAAUUCGGUUCCCAAUAAAUUACCAAUAGUUCAGUUCCCUAAUGAUAAACGCAGGAUGAUGGAAGGAGUAAUUGCUGACUUGAAAGAAUUUUACUCUCAAGGUGAGAUAUGUUAUUUAUCUUGA